Trachemys scripta elegans is the source of this 2143-nucleotide messenger RNA. RefSeq names its product butyrophilin subfamily 1 member A1-like. The record is from RefSeq and is a predicted model, not a curated record. Lineage: Eukaryota; Metazoa; Chordata; Testudines; Emydidae. The transcript is spliced from 7 exons. The coding region runs from base 69 to 1349 and encodes 426 amino acids. Gene Ontology annotation, molecular function: protein binding.
UCUGUACCCUGGUGCAUUUUACAGCCCGGUUCACAGUGAUUGGACCUGAUCACCCUGUCACUGCCAUCAUGGGUGAGGACAUUAUUUUACCCUGUCACCUGUCUCCCAAGAUGAGCGCUGAGAACAUGGAAGUGAGAUGGUUCCGAUCUGAGUUCACUUCAUUUGUGCACCUCUAUCAGCAUGGAAAGGAUGAGUAUGGGCAGCAGAUGCCAGAAUAUCAUGGAAGGACAGAGCUUUUGAAAGCUGGCAUCGUGGAUGGGAAUGUUGCCUUGGGAAUUGUCAAUAUCAGACUUUCUGAUGAGGGACAGUACCGCUGUUUUGUUCAAGAUGGUGUCUUUCAUGAAGAAGCUGUAUUGGAAUUGAAGGUGGCAGCUUCAGGCUCUGCACCUCACAUCUCUGUUGAGGGUCACCAGGAUGGAGGGAUCCGAGUGGUGUGUCAGUCGGCCGGAUGGUACCCGGAGCCCGAGGUGCUGUGGAGAAAUCUCAAAGAGCAGCCUUUGUCUUCGUCAACUAAAACCAAAUCUGAAGAGGAACAUGGUCUCUUUGAAAUAAAAAAUUCUAUCAUUAUAACAGAAAAUUCAAACAAGAAUUUGUCCUGUGCUAUAAGGAACACCCACCUGAACCAAGAAAAAGAAUCAAUAACAUUUUAUAUAUCAGAUUCUUUUUUCCCAAGAGUAUCUCCCUGGAUGGUGGGUUGGAGUGUGACUUUGGUGAUUUUGUUGGUGUUCAUCGUCCUUACUCUUUUUCUGUUCAAAUUAAAAGGGAAACAUCUCAACACUAUCCGUAAACUUCAAACAGAGCUAGAGUGGAGGAGAUCCCUGGGUGAUGCAGCGAAUGUGACUCUGGAUCCAGACACGGCUCAUCCAGAACUUGUCCUGUCUGAGGAUCGGAAAAGUGUGAGAUGGGCCGACACACGGCAGGAUCUGCCCGACAACAAUCCUAAGAGAUUUGACACUGAGCACUGUGUGCUGGGCUGUGAGGGGUUCACCUCAGGGAGACAUUACUGGGAGGUGGAGGUGGGAGUUGGGCUACUCUGGGCUGUGGGGGUGGCCAGAGAGUCUGUGAGGAGGAAGGGAGGGAUCAGCCUUAGCCCUGAGGAGGGGAUCUGGGCUGUGGAUCAGAGGCAGGGCCAGUACCAGGCUCUCACCACCCCUGUGACCCCCCUGCUCCUGAGCCGGGCCCCCAGCAGGAUCCGGGUUUGUCUGGACUGUGAACGGGGGCAGGUGACAUUUAUCGAUGCUGGUGACGAGGCCCCGAUCUUCACUUUCCCGCCGGGCUCUGUCACUGGGGAGAGAAUCCGCCCUUGGCUCUGGCUGGGGAUGGAAAGCCGGCUCAAACUGUGUCCCUGAGAGAUGGGGGGUAUAUCCCACUGGGGACCCUGAAAUCAGCCUCUCUAGUCUCCCACACCCCAGUCUCUAUGAUCUUGGCAUCAUCCAGUCCACCCAGACCUAUGGCCUCUUAAUUCUAUGUCCCCUAGAAACUCCUCCCCCCUCCCUCCCUGCAGCACAGAGAUUUAUAAAACGUCACUGAAGGUGAGACCGUCACUCAUUCAUUUCAUAUGUUUCUUCCUUGACUUUGUUGCCAUUUCAGUGUCAUUAAAAAAAACUGUUCCCAAAACCUGUGGGUCUGUUUUCCAUUGGGGUGGGUAUUGAAGCUGUUUCUUGGCUCCUUUUCACUCUGACAGGUGUUCACGGUAAAUAAAGCAUAAAAGACAAUUCUGAUUUGUCCCUUUAUAGUUUUCCAGCUGCAAUUGUUGGGGGGCAGAGUCGUGGGAUUUGCUUCCCUACUUGGUUGUGGUGGACAGAACCAAUGUUCCCUCUAAUUUUUGACAGACCGUGUGCGCAAAAAAAUUCUUCUGUGCAAAUUGUUUGCUUCUGUGCAAAUGUUUGUGCGUGCGGUGUUUCGCCAUGUGUGCAGGGUUUAAGAUCCGGGCGCAGGGUUUAAGAUCCGGGCGCGGGGUUUAAGAUCUGGGCGCGGGGUUUAAGACGCACACAGCUUAGAGGGAACAGCAGACAGAACCCAGAGGAAUUGUGAUGAAUUUCCAGGAGCAACUUUCUUUUCUUUGUACUCUAAACCUCACAUGACAACAACAAUAUCGCCCUUUUGACUGAUUUAUGGCUGAAAAGAAAAGUUUCCCAAUAAA